This is a messenger RNA of Patiria miniata (bat star), 1489 nucleotides long. Its product is annotated as transmembrane protein 70, mitochondrial-like. The transcript has 2 exons. Gene Ontology annotation, cellular component: mitochondrial membrane. Gene Ontology annotation, biological process: mitochondrial proton-transporting ATP synthase complex assembly. Bases 155 to 934 code for a protein of 259 amino acids. NCBI's taxonomy places the organism in Eukaryota, Metazoa, Echinodermata, Asteroidea, Valvatida, Asterinidae. The record is from RefSeq and is a predicted model, not a curated record.
CUCGCGCCGUUGGGGGCGUUUCAACAUGGCAGCCUCCAUUCAUGCCAGUGAACUGUUAAACGUGAUCUAAAAAGAGCUUUAACUUUCCCCAGAUUUCAGCGAAAUUGGCCGUAUUUGGCCGUAAUCAAAGGCGGAGGUACACGGGCCGUGCAUAAUGGCCUUCAGCACACGUUGUUUUUCAGGCCUCUUUAGACUUAAACUGGUUCCUAAGCUAAGUCUGCGGUACGUCGGAAGCGACGGAAUCCACCGUGUUCACAAGCAUGGCGGAAUGGGCAUGUCGGAAGGGGCACAGUUAACAUGGUUAAUGACGUCGGGGAACGUUUUGAAGAGGUUAAUGAGUGGCCAUACUAUGAAGGUCACUCUGCAGUUUUCUCGACCAAUGAGCCAACUCUCCAAUGACGAUGCAGACACUCAACGAAUGCAACGAGUAUUUGAACAGUCCAGUAGGCAACAAACGAAAGGGGACGGCGGGAGCAGGCUCAUUUACGAGGUCCGCGGUCUGGGCAUGAUGCGCUUCUGCACCCUGUUCUUCUAUGCCACUGCUCUGGUUGGCCUCUACAUGUCACCGGAUCUCAUCUCUAGCGCCCUGGAGCACGAGACGGUCAACAGCGAGAUGAUCUUCGGUUUUUUGAGUGUCGGCUUUGGGGUGGUGGUACUUCCCGUCCUCCUAACAAUGUUCAACAGCCGCCUGGUGUUGCGCAUGUAUUACAGCGAAGUGCACAAGUCUUACGUUGCUAUGACACAGACUCCAGCCCUGACUCUCAGACGAGCGGAGUUCCGACUGAGCGACGUUGUCCCUACUGUGAAAAACCCUAACUCCAUUCUUGGGUACUUUAAAUUGAACACACUGACUGCCAAAGGCCGCCCUUACUUUGUCAAUCCCUAUAACUUUAAGCUGCCGAGUGAUUUCAAUCAUCUCAUGGGAUACAAUUAAAUUCAGAUUAGCGUUGGAACUUCUGUUUUCCUCUGCAGUGUAGCAGGCAGUAAAUUAGUGGAGCAUGGUGCUGAAAAAGGAGUUAAAUUCCUGGUAGUAACUAUGUGUGGGGUAGUCUGAGGAUCAGACUACCCCACUAGACUACAAAAUGUGGAACCUGUUUGGAAAAAAACAUCACAUAACAAUUUUAGAGGUACGAUAUAGAGAUAUAAAAUACCAGCCAAAUGUUUAAAAAUAAACGUGCAACCUGUUCUUAAUAAAUAAACAAAACAAAAAUUGAAGCCACAGCCAGUCAAUCCUUUGUGUAGGUAGGGAGUUCUUAAAAUUAAAACUACCAGCUAUUACACAAAUUAGAACAUUAAUUGCAUGUUCCAAAAUGUAAUUGUUUUAUAUUCGAAAGUGUAGUUGAUGUUUUUAUUGAGAGCUUUUAGUUGGUUUCUAUUUUAGAAUGUGUAAUUGGUGUUUUAAUAUUAAGAGCUCCCUGCCUACAUAAAGUUGGCUGACCAUCAUUGGGAAAAAACUUUUUUUCAAAUACGGCCCCCAAAUUAAGUUAUU